Messenger RNA from Stegostoma tigrinum, 2592 nucleotides. It is a transcript of the gene esm1, whose product is annotated as endothelial cell-specific molecule 1. The transcript is spliced from 3 exons. The coding region runs from base 413 to 979 and encodes 188 amino acids. Gene Ontology annotation, cellular component: extracellular region. Lineage: Eukaryota; Metazoa; Chordata; Chondrichthyes; Orectolobiformes; Stegostomatidae. The record is from RefSeq and is a predicted model, not a curated record.
AACAUUCCUGAGACGUGAGAAACUGAAACAGUGCCAGAAGCUGCAGUGCCCGCUCGAGUGGCCACAUUACAACCCCAGAGAUUAGGAGGAAUUCGCUGUUUGUUGUUCUUCGCGUCCUUGAACGUUUGACGAGUACGUGAGAGCUCGAAGCUGAAAAUCUUUACAAAACAUCUAAACAUAACAUCUUACGUCAACGCAUCGUUUCAAUUCCUGGAUGGCAACCCUGUGCAACAUGUUUAAUCCCAUCUACUUCCAGCCCGGAUUUGGAAACCUACAACACAAGCUGGCCAGAAGAGAACAACACCGGAUUUAGGAAACGGAGCCGGUGGAAAAACAUGUGGGCACACGCCUGAUAAAAGGCAGUGCGCUGCGGCUCAGCGCAGAGGGUCAGGACAGCCACAACUCUGGAAAGAUGCCUAGGGCCGGCGCCGCUUGUUUAGUGAUCAUUCUCACUGGGCUCACUGUGAAAGGCUUCACCUUGAAAUACGCGGUUGACUGCUCGCACCCGUGUGAACGGACCGCCGCGUGUCCCGGGACGGCGGGCUGUAAAAGGACUGUGCUGGAUGACUGCGGCUGCUGCAAGGUCUGUGCAGCCGCCAGGGGAGAGGUGUGUUACCGCACUGUGGCCGGAAUGGAUGGGGUUAAAUGCGGACCUGGUUUACGGUGCCAUUUUAACAGCGAAGAAGACGAUUUCGGGGAUGAAUAUGGCAUAUGCAGAGACUGUCCCUUUGGAACCUAUGGACUGGAAUGCAGGAAGAAAUGUCAGUGCCCAUUUGGGAUCUGUAACAGAGAGACUGGAGAGUGCAUGAAGUUCCCGUUUUUUCAAAUCCCUGAAACAAAACCUGGAAACCGGAGGGAGUCUGCAUCCCCACCAGAAAUCGAGCAAGGAUCGGGACACACCAAUGAUGACCUGAAACAGAAUGUCCUCAAGGAUGAAACAAACAGCUCCACGGGAGAGGAACGACAAACCCCUCGCUGAUGCCAGAUUUCUAUCUGAAAUGAGCUGUCUUGGAACUUACUUUAUAAUGCAAUUAUCCGAUGUCGUAUUUAAACACUUUGUGGACUCCAAAAUGUUGUUUGUACAGAAGCACUAUUUUGUUUAGAAUUGACAUUCUUGACUUAUAUUUUGUAGAAAGUGCCUUAAGAUAUUUUGUCUUACCUUCAAUGGUUCCUUUUGGAAAAUCCCAUGCAAACAUCGGCCGGACAAUAGGAAAGAUAGGACAGUGCAAACCGAGAGGCGCCACUUCGUAUCACACCUCACAGAUCCUAAAGGAUAAGGUUUCAUAGCAUGGAUCUGUCCCGUUUAUUCUCCGUUGCAGAAGCAGUUGUUAAGAAUUUUGACUUCUGUGUUUAUGCCAACACAUUGCAUUCACUUCACAAAUGUUAAAAUUCAGUGGAAGCCAAGCCUGACUGAAAUACUGACACAGUCGGGAAAGCACCUACAGCACCGUGACUCCAUUUCUGAGUAUAAUUUGGGGAAACCUAGGCAUUAAUCAGGGAGUCUCACUUGUCGCUCAAAGUAUUUUGCUUUCCCAUUACACCGUUACUGUUUAUUAUUUCACCCAUACCGCUGUACUCAACCCCUCUUAAAACUUACUGUUCUUGUUUAAUCUAAGUUGUUUUUAAUAGUAUGCAUAUUUUCUCUCUUUCCAAGCACCCCAUUGCGUUGUAUUGAAGCCUCCUCAUACUAUGCCACGUCCAUUUUCAGGACCUCAAGAUUGCUCUAUCCUCAUUUUCCUCAACUCUUCCUGUUGGGAAUCCCAGUUUUCUAAACCUCAAGUUUGUUAUUGCCUAAUUGUUACUACUUGUCUCGUUUCAUUUUGUUCUUCAUUCUACAAAUCUUAGCCUUAGUGUCUCCAUUUAAAAAAAAUCAUUGUGCAUGCAAAUUGGCACAGGUAAUUACUAUAAAACAGCUUUGCCUCAAAAAAUAUAGACUCAAUAUUUGUUAAAUUGCUGACAAUAGUCAACUUUGUUCUGGCAUUGCCAUCUUCUGCGUUUCAUAAUCUGUAGUUAACUGUUUGUCAGCCAAAAAUUGUUCCAACCUCCAGACCAUUCAUCAAUUAACAAAGAAUAUUGAUUUUUACUGUUAAAAUAUUGUGAAACUAGAUGGAUCUUUCGUAGAUAACAUGUGUGUGUAUAUAUAGUAAAAUGUUAGGUAUUACUAGUUGUUGGUGUAAUCCAUGUUCCUUAAUAGAGAACAAACAUUCAGAUUCCUUUUUUGUGCUUCACUAUGUAUAUAUUGUGAAAUCUUGUGUAGGGAAGCCACAAUUAUCUUUACUGAAUGAAUAGGUAAAGAUGAAAAUGCACAGUGUGUCUUUGAGUACUUGAAAGUCAAAGAUUGUAUGAUUUUUUUUUCAGAUGGAAACAUGUCCUGAAGAAAUUCCACUAAAAUGCUAACCAUCUUUUCAAUGUUAAAUACCCGAUGAAAAGUGGUGCCUUUUUAUUUACUAAAUUGUUUUCUGAAAACUGUAACUAUCACUCAAGAGCUGAAUAUAUUGUGUUGUAUGUAUUUUAUGUAGAAAAAAAUGUGAAUAAAUUCAAAUCCAUCCCGAAAGGGCAUGGAAAAUAGAAAUAAAGCUCAGUUUUUAAGAA